CUUGAUAAUAUUGUGUGGAUAAGAUUGCUUUCUUGCAUCUGCAACUCUAGUGAUAUCUCUCUCUCUCUCUACCAUACAAAUGUACAAUACUCUGUUUUCACGUCCGUAUUUUCACUUCCAUGCAAAUUGCAUCUUCAGGAUUUCUCCAAAAUGAGAACCAUCUUUUACUAGGAUGUUAUGGUUUGUACAAGGAAUUAGCAUGCAAAAUCAGCCAGAAAGGGUUACCCAUUUUCUUUCGGUUGUCAGAUAUAACUGAUGGCCGACUAUAGAAGAGAAAGUAUCCAGCCAAUGGCAGUUGGAAAGCUGCAGAAUGGGGCGAUGACGAGCAGCUCCAAAGCUAGGCCAUCAAACAAGACAGGGCCUCAUACCAAAGAGAAGCAAAUUCGUUCCUUUUCAUCUCCUCUAAGUUCACACAACGAAUCUCUCUGCUUGUCCUGCUUCAGUAAUAACAGUUGCCAAACCGUUCGCUCAAGAACUAAGUUGAUGAAUGUUCUGAUAGAGAGAGGAAAGCCUCGUGAAGUCCAUGCCAUUUUCAAAGCUUUAAUCGAAGAGGGACACAAGCCUACUCUUGUAACAUAUACUACACUUUUGGCUGCUCUCACGCUGCUAAAACAUUUCAAGUCCAUUGCUUCUCUCCUUUCCAAGAUAGAAAACGAUGGACUUAAACCCGACUCAAUAUUCUUCAAUGCAAUGAUCAACGCUUUCUCUGAAUCUGGAAAUAUGAAGGAGGCGAUAAAAAUAUUCAAGAAAAUGAAAGAGAAAGGGUGUAAGCCAACAACCAGCACCUUCAACACUUUGAUUAAAGGAUACGGAAUUAUAGGUAAGCCUGAAGAAUCUCUGAAACUAUUGGAUACCAUGUUACAAGAACAUGUGAAACCCAAUGACAGGACAUACAAUAUUCUCGUACGAGCUUGGUGUAACAAGGGUGAUAUAGAAGAAGCAUGGAAUAUUGUGCAGAGAAUGAUUUCAGCUGGACUUAAAGCUGAUGCUGUGACAUUCAACACCAUUGCAAAAGCCUAUGCCAAACAAGGUGAAACUAGCAGAGCUGAAGCUAUGAUUAUCCAGAUGCAAAAUGCAAAGGUGCAACCGAAUGAACGAAGUUGUGGCAUUGUCGUGAAUGGCUACUGCAAGGAAGGAAACAUGACUGAUGCUUUGAGAUUUUUGUACAGAAUGAAGGAUCUCAGAGUGCAUCCAAACCUUGUUAUUUUUAACUCACUUAUCAACGGAUUUCUGGAAAACAAUGACCCUAGUGGGGUUGAUGAGAUGUUGUCAUUGAUGGAAGAAUUCGGUGUAAAACCUGACGUUGUAACAUUCAGCACCAUCAUGGAUGCCUGGAGUUCCACUGGACUCAUGGAAAAGUGCCAAGAAAUAUUUGAUGACAUGGCUAAGGCGGGAAUAGAACCAGACAUCCAUGUAUACAGCAUCCUAGCAAAAGGCUACGUGCGUGCUGGGGAACCCGACAAGGCAGAGGGACUCCUGAAAUCCAUGGUGAAAUCCGGGGUUUAUCCUAAUGAAGUAAUCUUCACUACAAUCAUAAGUGGAUGGUGUAGCGCUGGAAAAAUGCAACAUGCUCUCAGAAUGUAUGAGAAGAUGUGUGAAAUGGACGUACCUCCAAACUUGAAGACUUUCGACACUCUCAUAUGGGGAUAUGGAGAAGCGAAACAGCCAUGGAAAGCAGAGGAGUUCCUCCAAGUUAUGGAGGAGAAAGGCGUUCCUCCUCUGGAGAAAACAAUACAACUCGUUGCUGACGCGUGGCGAGCCAUCGGAUUCUUGAGCGAGGCUAAGAGGAUCACCUAUGCAUCAAAUGGUAGCAGCAAGCUUAAGAUCCCUCUUGAGCAGAAUGGUUCUCAUUCGAGUAAUCUGGGAGAAACACUCGUAAGCCAUCGAAACGGGACCGUUGCUGCUGCUGGCCUGAAAUCGUCAAGAUAUUCUUGUAGACGCCUACUGAUCAAUCCUGUUUUUCUUCCCAAGGUGAAAUUGUCGGUGGUAUGGAAGAUGCAGGUACAGUUCCAUGGGCUAGAUGCAAAUUGUAGGUACACGAGUUCAUGUAAACUAGUAUUCUAAAAUGCCAUAGCUUGUUACAGUCAUAUUCAAGACAUGCAUUUUAUGUUGUAAAAAAUUGCAUUUAUAAAAGUUUACUUGAUUAUGUUGGCA
Molecule: messenger RNA, 2154 nt
Organism: Salvia splendens (bonfire salvia)
Lineage: Eukaryota; Viridiplantae; Streptophyta; Magnoliopsida; Lamiales; Lamiaceae
Product: pentatricopeptide repeat-containing protein At5g21222
Exons: 4
Coding region: 256-2064 (602 amino acids)
Molecular function (GO): protein binding
Source: RefSeq, a predicted model, not a curated record